Messenger RNA from Fulvia fulva, 645 nucleotides. RefSeq lists its product as uncharacterized. NCBI's taxonomy places the organism in Eukaryota, Fungi, Ascomycota, Dothideomycetes, Mycosphaerellales, Mycosphaerellaceae. The record is from RefSeq and is a predicted model, not a curated record. Bases 1 to 645 code for a protein of 214 amino acids. The transcript has a single exon.
AUGGCGGACUCUUCACAGCAGCUCCUCGAUGUGUCUCGCAAGAACGAAGAAGCCGUAUCGCCCGCAGCAGCAUCGACCAACGCCAGUUCUCCCCUACCAUCUGGAUACAAGCCACCGACUGUCGAGGAAGAGCAACCCAGCAACGAAGCAACAGUCGCACCAUCUACCGCGGCCGCCCCUGAGGCACAAGCAGCUGGAGAUUUGCCUAUUGCCGGGGCUAUAGAAGACAAAGCAGAUCGAGUGGCAAAGAUCAUGGCUAUCGAGGACAAUGACGAGAUAUUCAAGGCCACGGAAGCGAUGAUGCCCAAUCACGACGUUUUCAUGGCAUGGGAUGCGCAGUUCGCGGGGAUGAAAUAUCGAAAGACAGCCAAACGCGCCAAGUAUGCAGACAUGUACAAAGCACUUCAAGAAUCGAAGCUGGAGCAUAUUGAUGAGGACAAGAAUGCAUACCGGGACUUGCGUUGGCAAGCGCAACAGCGAGCAAGAGCACAGGGAAUCGAGAGCAAUGCUAGAUACAGUCGCGCGAAGUUGUGCACCCCGGAAGAGCAUCGACUUCUGGACAUCUAUGGACAGCGAGAUGUGUACGUUCAGGAGAGACGGUUUGCUGGGGCAGGAAGAUGCGGCGGAACAAACACUGAUUUGUAG